AUGGCCCCUCGCCUUGUCCGUCUGCUGCUCUCAGCAGCCGUGCUUGUCGGUGUCGCGCAUGCUGCCGGCCGCGGCUUGAUGCAGGUCGAUGACACCGCCGGCGCGCUGGGCGCCGUGGCGCCCCCUGCUGAUGCGCGACCCAUAACAGCGGCGGCUCAGGGCAAGCAAAGGCAUGAAUUCUUCCAUCCCCAUGUCCAAACGUGCCCUGUGGGCGCGUACGUGCUCAACGGCGCCUGCGUGUGCCAGCCCGGCACCGGCGUGCGCUUCUCCAGCACUUACUGCUCCAAGUGCCCCAAGGGCGCCACGCAGUGCGACGACGACAUGUUCCUGCACACCAGCUACAUGGCCAGGGCGGGCAGCGCACCCCAGGGGACCGGCUUUGCCCCCAUGGGCCAGGGGGCGGCGGCGGGCGCGGGCGGCGGCGGCGGCGGCUUCACGGCGUCGGGCAUGCCCACGGGCGGCCUCAUGGCGUUUUCGCAGCCCACCCCAGCUGCAGUCACGCGCCCCGCCGCCGCCGCAGCCGCACCGGCAGCAGCUGCCGGCGCCCCUGCAGCCGCGGGCGCCGCCCUAGCCGCUGUCACCGUCGCUCCGGCUGCUGCCGCCGCCCCGGCCGCUGCUGCCACCCUGGCCGCUGCUGUGCCAGGUGCUGCUGGAGGGGCCACUGCCACCCCGGCCACCUAG
Molecule: messenger RNA, 681 nt
Organism: Monoraphidium neglectum
Lineage: Eukaryota; Viridiplantae; Chlorophyta; Chlorophyceae; Sphaeropleales; Selenastraceae
Exons: 2
Coding region: 1-681 (226 amino acids)
Source: RefSeq, a predicted model, not a curated record